Messenger RNA from Chaetomium strumarium, 663 nucleotides. RefSeq lists its product as uncharacterized. Bases 150 to 611 code for a protein of 153 amino acids. NCBI's taxonomy places the organism in Eukaryota, Fungi, Ascomycota, Sordariomycetes, Sordariales, Chaetomiaceae. The record is from RefSeq and is a predicted model, not a curated record. The transcript is spliced from 2 exons.
GUUCUGUACAGUAUCUACAGUUUCGAAAAUUGCAUCCGUGCAGGUUCUAUAGUGUAGCGGUUAUCACUCCGGAUUCUGAUCUGAUCAGGACAUUCCGGCAACCCCGGUUCGAUUCCGGGUAGGACCUCUCAUUUUGAGCUCGAUGCGACAUGCAAAUUUCACCCACAACCACCAUAUCGAACCUUUGUUUUUUUCUUUUUUGGCCAUGCUUCAUUUUCCCAGGUGUGAACUACCGCAUCAUCGAGCUCCAACUCCGUCGAUACCGGCGCGUACGCAAGCGCAUUUUGCCCCCCGAAACGCUCGAUAAGCCAUUUCUGCUGAGCCCUCUGGUUGCCCUGCCAGCUUUGGGGGACCCAGUAGCCAGAAUCGUCGAGCGACGUGCUCCAAAACAGAUCGAUCGAAUUCAAUGGAAGCUCGGUGGACUCGCGGUACUUCCACGCCUUCGGGACGGCCAGGUGGUACACCACAGAAAUGUUGUAGUCAAUGAGUACGGCCCGUUGGACGACCCGUGGCCGGCCCUUCCCGAGCAGCGGGUCCUCCGCCUCCGGCUCGAGCUUCAGCAUGAUGUUGCGGGGCAGCAAGUCGCGCUGGUCUAUCCCGGAAUGCUCUAGGCUCGCAUCACCGUCGAGAAUGCGCGCCAAGACGUCAAGACGGUGUUUCUCG